Lepidothrix coronata (blue-crowned manakin) is the source of this 3535-nucleotide messenger RNA. RefSeq names its product aryl hydrocarbon receptor-like. Lineage: Eukaryota; Metazoa; Chordata; Aves; Passeriformes; Pipridae. Gene Ontology annotation, molecular function: nuclear receptor activity; transcription cis-regulatory region binding; protein dimerization activity. The coding region runs from base 44 to 2980 and encodes 978 amino acids. The record is from RefSeq and is a predicted model, not a curated record. Gene Ontology annotation, cellular component: nucleus; aryl hydrocarbon receptor complex. The transcript has 10 exons. Gene Ontology annotation, biological process: regulation of transcription by RNA polymerase II.
UCCGGCUCCCGCUGCCGCCGGUGCCGCUCCCGCCGCCCGCGGGAUGUACGCCGGGAGGAAGAGGAAGAAGCCGGUGCCCAAGAGCCCCAAACCACCACCUGCUGAGGGUGUGAAGUCCAACCCCUCCAAGCGGCACCGCGACCGGCUCAACCAGGAGCUGAACAAGCUGACGGGGCUGCUGCCCUUCCCUGAGGAUGUGCGCUCCAGGCUGGAUAAGCUCUCCAUCCUACGGCUGGCCGUUGGAUACCUGAAGGUCAAGAGCUACCUGACAGCCACAGCUCCAAAGGCUGGCAGCUGCCUGCUGGAUCAGCCCAGAGCCCCAGGGGGGAACAGACAUACAGACCUGCAGGUCGACAGGGAGCCGUUUCCUGAGGGGGAACUGCUGCUCCAGGCACUCAAUGGCUUUGUCAUCGCUGUGACAGGAGAUGGCUACAUCUUCUACAUCUCCCCUACAGUGCAGGACUACCUGGGCUUCCAUCAGUCGGAUCUCAUCUACCAGAGCGUGUAUGAGCUGAUCCAUGCGGACGACAGAGCUGCCUUCCGCCGCCAGCUGCACAGGCCCCCGGCACGCGCAGCCGAUGCCGUUCCCGCUGAGCAGCCACCGCUGGCUGGAUGCAGCGCCACGUCCAGCCCCCAGCACGUCCGUCCUGAGGAGCAAUCCCUCACGGAGAGGAGCUUCACCUGCCGCUUCCGCUGCUUGCUGGAUAACUCCUCAGGAUUUCUGGCCUUGAAUUUCCGUGGGCGCCUGAAGUUCCUUCUCGGGCAGCAGAAGUUGGCAUCAGACAAGUCCCCCGUUGCUCUCUUUGCCAUUGCAACACUCCUCCAGCCGCUCUCCAUCCUGGAACUUCAGACCAAGACGCUGAUCUUCCAGACAAAGCACAAGCUGGACUUCACUCCUAUGGCCUGUGAUUCCCGGGGGAAGGUUGUCCUGGGAUACACGGAAAGGGAGCUGUGCCGGAGGGGCUCCGGGUACCAGUUUGUGCACGCGGCUGACAUGAUGCUCUGCGCAGAGAACCACGUCAGGAUGAUGAAGACGGGGGAGAGCGGGCUGACGGUGUUCCGGCUGCUGACCAAGCAGGGCGGCUGGCUGUGGGUGCAGUCCAACGCACGGCUCGUCUACAAGGGGGGCAGGCCCGACUUCAUCAUCUCCCGCCAGAGAGCCCUCUCGAAUGAAGAAGGGGAGGAACAUCUGCAGAAGAGAAACCUGCAGCUGCCUUUUAGCUUUGCCACGGGGGAAGCAGUCUUGUAUGAGAAUGACCUUCCCGGGUUCCUGGACCCCUUCCAAGCCAAAGAGGAGUUGCAGACACAAGCAAAUUCCCACUCAAAGCAGCACAUGGUAGACCCCAACUCUCUCCUUGGGGCCAUGAUGAAGCAGGAUGCAUCCAUAUACAACUCCCACGCUGAUAACAUGCCUCAGUUCUCCUUGGCAGAUUUCAUCUCUGAGCCCGAGGGACUGGGCAGGAAUGAGGACAUCAGUGAUGCCAAGGAGGACAGCGACUCCCUCCUGGUGGUGAUAGAAACCCUCUUUGAGAAGAGCGAGGUGGAGGGAAAUGUCUGCCAGAGUCUCAGCAUGGACCAUGCAGAGCUGCAGCAGUGGGAGGAGGCUCUGCUCAGCUUGGGGGCAGAGGAGGAGUCACCGGCUCAGGGGGUUGGCCAGAGGCCAGGCACCGAGGUGACAUCCUGUGUGGAGCAGAUGCUCCUCGGGGAGGAUGCUGGGAAGAGUGCGGACUUCCCACACUGCAAUGAGGAAAACAGCGUUGUGGCUCAUUUCCAGCACUGCUGGGCAGCUAAUUCAGUGCCUCAAUCCCCAGCACAGCCCCAGGCCCCGGGUGCACAAGGAGGCCGAGGUGCUGUGGUCUCUGCAGGCUCCGUUAGCUCUGAGGUGAGCUCAGCUCAGCCAGAGCAGCAGGUCCCGUUUGACCCAGCUGGGCUGGUGGGAGGGACUGUGCUGGGUGUCCCGGUCCCCAGCACCAAAUCCCCUGUAGCACUUCAGCGGGCAAGCCAAGUGCUUCAAGCAGAAGUUGCCCCCUCUGCUCCUGUGGAUAACUCUGUUCCUGUUGCUCAGAGCCAUCUGGGGUGCCAGCUGCUGGGCUCAAGCUGCCCGCCUCCCGUGCACUCAAACACAUUAGUGACUCGGUGGCACCAUGUCCCGCUACAGGCAAACCUGGCUUUGGGUCAGGGUGCUCCUCCUGGAGGCUGCCCAUCAGCAGCUUGGAUGUCCAGAGCUCCGAAACAGCUGGAAGCAGCAGGAGCGCACGUGGAGUCCCAGAAUCUGCUGGCUGGAUGCCCCGAGAGCCCCCCGGGGGCCGGGCUGUGGCUGCCACCCCCCUCCCAGCCUGCUCCUUGCCCUGCCCAGGGCUUGCAUGAGUCCUUGUUCUCAGGGGAUGGGAACCUCCGUGAGGAGGAGGCUGCUCUCCCUGCAAGAGUGCCAGCACCCUUAGGAGCCAGGCAGCUGCCAGGGGAUGGUGGCUUCCCCAAACAGCCCCUGACACCCCACCUAGAGCCCAACGUUUCCUGGGAAGGGGAACAGGCAGUGCUCCGAGAGGCCGAGUGGAUCUCACAGCACCAGCUGUGGCUCCCCCAGGCUGGGGCAGGUCCAGUACAACACAGCGGGCUCCUGCUGGCAUCCAGCCCGGCUCCCAGCACCCACCGGAUGGACCAUGUCGUGCCGCCGGAGUACCAGUAUGGAAAUAGCCUUCUUAGGCAGGAGACCAAUUUCCUCAGGGACGCCUCCAAAGUAUCCCUUCCCCAGCAGCUGGGUGCCUUGCCUUGCCCCAGUGAGAACCAUCCCGGAGCAUCCCGUCCCUCGGCGCGCUCGGUUCCGAGGUGCUCAGCAGCUGCCCCUGGGAAGGGGGGUGCAGGAGCACCCCCGUGCUCGGAGCGGGGCCCUGGCUGCCCGGCGGGGCCCUCGGUGGGCGGGCAGCGGCUCUGUGCCUGUGACAUCCAGCCCAAGGUGAGGUGUGAGGGCUGCAGGACAUGAGGGGUGCCCCGGCUCGUGGGGAGGCAGCGAGGGGAGCUGCCAGGGGCUGCGGGCACACCGGCCUUUGUGGGCAGCCUGCUUUGAAACAUCACUGUGAACUGGGAGCCGCAUUUUGGAAAGCCACCAGCAGCUGGGGGCUCUUCUCAUACCUGCAAGCGGUGCCCUGUGCUUCCUGGUCACUCAGCAUUUUGUCUUCCAGUGCUGUCAGGCAGUCGAAGAUGCAGUGGUUUGGACUUUUUUUUCCCAUGAGAAGUCUUUCAGGGAGAUGCAGCCGUGCCAGUGUGGAGGUCUGUGGGCUCAGGGGGUCCAGGGAAGGACACUGUGCUCGCCUGGCCCAUGUGCUUGGGGCAGCCUCUUGCAGGUGGACCUUCUCCCUCGCAUGUAGCGCUGCAGGUAGCACUGAAUGGCUGUUUCUUGACUCAGUGUGGUCUCCUCAUCACCUGUGUGUGUGGACCACCCUUGUCACGUUGCUGUUCAGUCCCCUGCAUCAUCUCCACCUGCCUGAGUCCCUCUGCUCCCUCCCUCCUGUGCUCUCUAUCUCCUCCAGAGCCCCUG